Molecule: messenger RNA, 1544 nt
Organism: Triplophysa rosa
Lineage: Eukaryota; Metazoa; Chordata; Actinopteri; Cypriniformes; Nemacheilidae
Gene: iyd
Product: iodotyrosine deiodinase
Exons: 5
Coding region: 135-1025 (296 amino acids)
Molecular function (GO): oxidoreductase activity
Source: RefSeq, a predicted model, not a curated record
AAAGUCCUCAUUUGUACAGUAUAAGUCAACGCACGCGUGUGUGUGUGUGUGUUUAAACAUUAACUGCAGCCAUAAGACCCUCCCAUAUCAUUCAAACCCAAGAGUCAAACUCCUCCAGAUGACUCACUUUAAUCAUGGCGUUGUUUUCCUCUCUCACACCAGUAUUCGUGGCGGUUUUGUGCGUGAUUAUUGGUUUUAUCAUCAAAAACUCCCAGAAGAAACACGAGAGCAGAUCAAAGGAGAAGCGUUCAGAUGGGGGGAAGGUGAGACCAUGGGUGGACGAGGAUCUGCAGGAAGAUACAGAAAUCAACAGUAAAGACAACGAGGAUGACUAUGAAUGGCUCGAGACUGAAGACAAAGAGAAUCUACAUCAUAUCCCGUACACCCCACACCAAUACUCUGCUUCUGAAAUCCUGGAACGCUCCGAGAGGUUUUACUCUCUAAUGAAUCACAGACGCUCCGUCCGGUUCAUCAGUCCUGAGCCGGUACCCAGAGAAGUCAUCAAUAAUGUCAUACGUACUGCAGGCACUGCUCCCAGUGGAGCUCACACUGAGCCCUGGACGUUUGUGGUGGUGUCUGAUGCAGAUGUCAAACACAAGAUCAGAGAGAUAGUUGAGGAGGAAGAGGAGAUCAACUACAAACAAAGGAUGGGAGACAAGUGGGUCCAUGACCUGAAGAGACUUAGGACAAACUGGGUGAAGGAGUAUUUGGACAUCGCUCCAUAUCUGAUUCUUAUAUUCAAGCAGAUCUAUGGAGUUCAUCCCAAUGACAAGAAAAAAACUCACUAUUACAAUGAAAUCAGCGUGUCUAUUGCAUGUGGCAUUCUAUUGGCUGCUCUGCAGAAUGUUGGACUGGUCACAGUGACAACAACUCCCCUAAACUGCGGCCCACAGCUCAGGGCCCUCCUCCAACGACCAGCCAAUGAGAAGCUUUUAAUGUUGCUGCCUGUUGGCUAUCCUGCAUCUGACGCUACUGUGCCUGACCUCAAACGCAAAGAUCUUAAUGAUAUUAAGGUCAAUGUAUAGAUGUUUUUUAAUGGAAAAUGUUGUAAUUGAAAUGAAUGUUUGAAACUUCACAAAUUGGACCGCGUUAUAUUUUAACACUAUGGUAGUUUUAUGUGGACAGAGUAUUACUUACAGAAUUUUGUAAGGCAUGUAUUGAUUUUCUUUUCAUGACUUGCGAGGCUUUUCGAUCUCGAAUAUGAAAUCUAUUCUGAUCCACACAAAACAUUAAAUAAACAAUCUUGUAUUUGUAUUUAAAUUUUCUAUAUACUUUUACACAUACUGUACAUUAACACAUAAGAGAAAAAGUUUGUGUAAUAUUAGAUGGGCUUCGUCAUUUUUUCCCUAAUGAUGUGAGGGAAUGCAUUCUUUUCUGUGGUUAGUGGUUACUUUUCAAAAGCUUUCCUUUUUUGCCCACAAUUGCUACUGUACAAAAACAUAUAUCGAUUUUGUAUUUUAAAGCAGAUUUUAAACUUUCCUUUAAAUAUCUACAUUUAAUGAACUAAUGUAUUUAUGCGCUGUGUUAAUACCAUCAUAUCACAU